This is a messenger RNA of Hypoxylon trugodes, 1395 nucleotides long. Its product is annotated as peptidase M24, structural domain-containing protein. Bases 1 to 1395 code for a protein of 464 amino acids. The transcript is spliced from 5 exons. Gene Ontology annotation, molecular function: metalloaminopeptidase activity; manganese ion binding. NCBI's taxonomy places the organism in Eukaryota, Fungi, Ascomycota, Sordariomycetes, Xylariales, Hypoxylaceae. The record is from RefSeq and is a predicted model, not a curated record.
AUGUCGAAAGCGAAUAUUGACGUGGAGAGAAUUCUCCAGGGGAAAUACCCGGCUAAGUCGCAUUUGAGGCGCGUGGUAGAAUAUAUAAGAAGCAAGAUUCCCGAUGCUACUGGCAUCUUAUAUCUAGAAGGGCGCUCGGAUAAACUACUAGAGGAUAGUGAUGAGCCUGUUCCCUUUCGACAACGAAGAGCUUUCAUGUACCUAACCGGUGUCGACGAAGCCGAUUGCUUCCUGAUCUACGAUAUCGCAACCGCGCAUUCGACCCUCUUCAUUCCUCCUAUAGACCCCGACUCCGUCAUUUGGUCCGGCCUACCACUUUCUCCCCAAGAAGCACUGGCGAAAUACGAUGUCGACGCUGUCCUCCCGUCCACCGAGCUCAACCCGAUACUCGCUAGGCUGGGGAGCCAACCUAAUUCCACGGUCUUCGCUAUCGCCGACCGCGUUUCCGACGCUGUUACCUUCCUCGAGUUCACCAACAAGGAUUUCACAGUUCUUGGAGAAGCCGUUGACGAGUCCCGAGUUAUCAAAGAUGAAUACGAGAUCGCGCUUAUCAAGAAAGCGAACGAGAUUAGCGGGGCUGCUCAUAAAGCUGUUCUUGAGAAUGUGAAGAAGGCUAAGAAUGAGUAUGAGCUUGAGGGUGUAUUCAUUGGCACGAGUGUUAGCCAGGGAGCGAAGAAGCAGGCGUAUCCUAGUAUUGUUGCUAGUGGGAGGGCCGCUGCUACUUUGCAUUAUGUGCAUAAUAAUAAGAAUCUGGAAGGCAAGGAUCUGUUGCUUUUGGAUGCGGGCGCGGAGUGGAAUUGCUAUGCUGCUGAUAUUACGAGAACCUUCCCCAUUUCCGGCAGAUUCACAGAACGAUCUCGUGCUAUAUACGAGAUUGUUCUGGAGAUGCAAACGAAGACUAUAGCUGUACUGAAGGAAGACGUAUCAUGGGAUGAGGUACACUUAUUAGCGCAUGAGGUUGCCAUUGACGGUUUGUUAUCCCUAGGCAUAUUGAAGGGAGAACGAAAGGAGAUUCUUGAAGCGCGAACAAGUACAGCGUUCCUACCCCACGGCUUGGGCCAUUACCUGGGAUUAGAUACUCACGAUACCGGCGGUCAUCCUAACUACUCAGAUCCCGACCCGAUAUUUAGGUACUUGAGAGUUCGAACGAAUCUACCCGCUGGAAGUGUAAUUACAGUUGAGCCUGGUAUCUACUUCUGCGAAUUCAUCAUCAGACCAUACCUCAAAGACCCGAAACACGCGAAAUACAUCGACGAAAAGGUAUUGGAUAAGUACUGGGACGUUGGUGGUGUGAGAAUCGAGGAUAACUUACUCAUAACGAAGGAUGGCUCUAUUAAUUUGACCGAUGCAGUCAAGGAUCCUGAUGAGUUGGAAAAGAUAAUCUCUGGCAACUAA